CAAGAAAUGUACCUGCGAAUGCUGCGAUUUCAACCCAUUCUCAAACCCAAACCCACGCCCAUUUUCUUCUCCUCUCCAAGAACUUCGAACCACAAUCCCUUUCCUCAUCUUUUCUCUCUUCAAAAACACCAUCUUUCAUCUUCCUCCUCUUCCUCUCAAUGGUUCUCUCUUCUCCGCCAAGCAAUCUCCACCGCCGACUUGGCUCUUGGCAAGUCUAUUCACGCGCGCAUAUUGAAUUCUUUCCAGGACCCAGAUCGUUUUUUAACCAACAAUCUCAUUACAAUGUACGCCAAAUGCGGUUCACUUUUAUAUGCGCGCCGCAUGUUUGAUAUUAUGCCCGCCCGAGACCUCGUCAGCUGGAAUUCACUUCUGGCUGCAUAUGCUCAGUCCGGAGACCAUGACAUUGAGAACUUGAAAGAGGGUUUUCGUCUUUUUCGUGCUUUACGUGAGUCUAUUGUGCUGACUAGUCGGUUGACUCUGGCUCCUGUGUUGAAAUUAAGUUUGAUUUCCGGUUAUGUUUGGGCUUCUGAGGCGGUUCAUGGGUAUGCAGUGAAGAUUGGCUUGGAAUGGGAUGUGUUUAUUUCGGGGGCUCUUGUGAAUAUUUACUCGAAGUUUGGUAGAAUUAGGGAGGCCAGGCUUUUGUUUGAGGGCAUGCCAGAAAGAGAUGUUGUUUUAUGGAAUGUAAUGUUGAAAGCCUAUGUAGAAAUGGGUUUUGAAGAAGAAGUUUUUUGUCUCUUCUCAGAUUUUCUUAAGAGUGGGCUGCGUCCCGAUGAUGUGAGUGUUAAGUCUGUGCUGAGUGGGAUUUCUGAUAUUAGUUCUGAUACAGGCAGGAGAUACAAGGAGCAGGUUCAAGCUUAUGCAGUAAAGUUGUUUCUGUAUGAUGAUGAUUCAAAUGUGGUUUUGUGGAAUAAGACAUUGUCCGAACAUCUUCAAGUUGGUAAUAAUUGUGGUGCUGUUGAGUGCUUUGUGAAUAUGAUUAGAUCAAAUGUAGAGUAUGAUAGUGUUACAUUUGUAGUUGCUUUAGCAGCAGUUACAGGCAGUAAUAAUUUUGAUUUGGCGCAACAAAUCCAUAGUAUGGUUUUGAAAUCAGGUUUUAGUUCAUCAGUUUCAGUUGGAAAUAGUCUUGUCAACAUGUAUUCAAAAAUGGGCUACCUCUGGUUUUCUCAAAAAGUGUUCUCUGAUAUGAAUGAAUUGGAUUUAAUUUCGUGGAACUCAAUGAUAUCAAGCUAUGCUCAGAGAGGCUUGGAAAAGGAAUCAAUUAAUCUCUUUAAAGAUCUAUUGCAUAAUGGCUUGAUACCAGAUCAUUUCACUUUGGCAAGUGUUCUGAGGGCAUGUUCCUCACUGACAGAAGGCUUUUAUCUCAGUGAACAAAUUCAUGUCCAUGUGAUAAAAACUGGUAAUGUCACUGACACUUUUGUGUCAACUGCUCUUAUUGACGUUUAUUCAAGGAGUGGAAAAAUGAUGGAGGCAGAAGAAGUAUUUGAAAGAAAAGAUGAAUUUGAUUUGGCAACUUGGAAUGCAAUGAUGUUUGGGUAUAUAUUGAGUAAUGAUAGUCACAAAGCACUGAAACUCUUUUCUCUGAUGCAUGGAAGUGGGGAGAGAUCAGAUCAGAUAACAUUAGCAACUGCAGUGAAAGCUUGUGGCUGCUUGUUGGGGUUAAGACAAGGGAAGCAAAUUCAUGCUUAUGUGACAAAGUCUGGGUUUGACUCAGAUUUAUGUGUUAGCAGUGGUAUUCUAGAUAUGUCUGUCAAAUGUGGAGACAUGGUUGAUGCCCACUUAGUGUUCAAUGAUAUCCCUGCACCCGAUGAUGUCGCCUGGACAACUAUGAUAUUUGGUUGUGUUGAAAAUGGAGACGAAGAGCGUGCUCUUUCUAUAUACCAUCAGAUGAGGCUGUCUGGGGUCCUACCCGAUGAAUAUACAUUUGCUACCCUUGUCAAAGCCAGCUCUUGUCUGACAGCAAUAGAACAAGGGAGACAAAUUCAUGCAAAUGUGAUCAAGUUGGAUUGUGCUUUCGAUAUUUUUGUUGGUGCAACUUACUCUCGACCUUCAUAUUGA
Pistacia vera is the source of this 2055-nucleotide messenger RNA. RefSeq names its product pentatricopeptide repeat-containing protein At4g33170-like. The coding region runs from base 7 to 2055 and encodes 682 amino acids. Gene Ontology annotation, molecular function: protein binding; RNA binding. Gene Ontology annotation, biological process: RNA modification. The record is from RefSeq and is a predicted model, not a curated record. The transcript has a single exon. NCBI's taxonomy places the organism in Eukaryota, Viridiplantae, Streptophyta, Magnoliopsida, Sapindales, Anacardiaceae.